AUGGAAAAGAUUCCUACCAAUUCUCGCUUUCUGCUACUUUUGCAAUUCCUUGACAAAACUUCGUUGGGAUACACAGCUCUGCUGGGUAUUCGUGCCGAUACACAUCUUGUUGGCGAUGAAUAUUCAUGGAUCAAUUCGAUCUUCUACUUUGGAUAUUUCCUGUGGUCAUUUCCUACAUCUUGCUUAAUUGUCCGGGUUCCCCUAGGAAAGUACCUUGCAUUUGUGGUCGUUGCUUGGGGUGCUGUGCUCGCCUGUCAUGCGGCAUGUCAUAAUUAUGCCGGCUUCAUGGUUGCCCGCUUCCUCCUCGGUAUAAUGGAGUCUUCCGUCGCACCGGGAUUCAGCUUCCUUACUGGAAAGUUCUACAAGAGAGAGGAACAACCCCUUAGGUACGUUUACUUUCAAAUCAGAUCUCUCUGCAUUCAAGUAACAAUUAAGUUAGACAUGGAAUUUGGUAUCUGGUAUGUAUUUGAAAUGGCACAAUGGCACUUGAAGAUUACUCAUACGUUGGAACAGGGCAACAGUUUCGCCGGCCUUAUCGGCGGUGUCCUCGCAUACGGAAUUGGACACAUCAACGCCAAACUAUAUUCAUGGCAAUACCUCUUCAUCAUCCUCUGCUCGGCAACAUCUGCCUGCGGAAUCGCUCUGUUCUGGCUCCUCCCAGAUGGACCUGAUACCGCCUGGUUCCUUUCGCCAAUGGAACGUGUCACUGCUGUUGAACGUACUAAAGAUGCAUACCAGACUACUGGGUCGAAGGAAUUUCAGAUGUAUCAAGUUUGGGAAGCGUUGAAGGAUCCUCAAUCUUGGCUUCUCUCUUUGAAUAUGCUUGGUUGUAUGCUUGUUAACUCUGGAUUGAGUGCGUUCACGGGUAUCAUCAUUGCUGGCUUUGGUUACGCUGGUUUGCAGGCUUUGUUGUAUCAAAUGCCUGCUUCUGCGGUGCAGAUCGGUUUGGUCCUUAUAACCUCGCUUUGCGGUAGCUACAUUCCGAAUUGCAGGUGCAUCAUGCUCGCCAUUUUGUCUUUGAUUAGUAUUAUCGGAGUUCUCUUGGUGUAUCUUCUCGAUGAUAGUCACACCCAAGCAAAGCUAUUUGGCGCAUCAAUCAUGGGAGCAUUUGCCUGCAUUCUGCCGAUCAGCAUGUCGACGGUGUCGUCUAACAUUUCUGGGAGUGCUAAAAAGACCACUGUCAGCGCUAUGCUGUUUCUUUCUUACUGCAUUGGCAACAUUAUCAAUCCUCAGGUUUUCUUGACAAGGGAGGAGCCCAAGUAUCCGACUGGUAUCAAGGUUUGUCUUACUGGUCUCUCUCUUGGGUUCGUUAGUGCCGUUGGCCUUCGAUUUUAUUUGCAACACUGUAAUACCCUUGCGAAGGUUAGCUACGAACCAGAGGGCAGCGAAGUCGUUGAUCAGUAUCAGGACAGGACUGACAGAGAAAUCCCGGGUUUUAUCUAUCUGCUUUAG
Messenger RNA from Penicillium longicatenatum, 1452 nucleotides. RefSeq lists its product as uncharacterized. Gene Ontology annotation, cellular component: plasma membrane. Bases 1 to 1452 code for a protein of 483 amino acids. The transcript has 6 exons. Gene Ontology annotation, molecular function: allantoate transmembrane transporter activity; dipeptide transmembrane transporter activity. The record is from RefSeq and is a predicted model, not a curated record. Lineage: Eukaryota; Fungi; Ascomycota; Eurotiomycetes; Eurotiales; Aspergillaceae. Gene Ontology annotation, biological process: tripeptide transport; dipeptide transport; allantoate transport.